This is a messenger RNA of Amoebophrya sp. A25, 1388 nucleotides long. The record is from the annotation of a GenBank genome assembly. Lineage: Eukaryota; Dinophyceae; Syndiniales; Amoebophryaceae.
CUUUUUGUAAGUUGACCUUGUAACCUGCAUCAGCCCGUACAUACUACCCUGGAUACGUUUGAAGACUCGUUUCAAAGGUGAUCUACUUUAAGUUUAAUCCGACUUCGAGCCAGCGCGUCAAUCACCACUUAAGUAUCCGAAGUUGUAGUGCCGUAUAUAAAAAUUGUUAUUUUGUCGUACGGUUUGAGAAAUAGAAAUAUCGCGGCACAGGUAUUUGGUUCGCAUUCUUUGUCGAGAUCAGAAAGAUGCUGUUGAGUUGCGACAGUCCCUUAUAUUCCCGUUUCGAGCGGCCACGAGCAAACUCUAGUGCAGUCAAGCUUCCACCAGUCGGGUUUGCAGCGCCCCAGGGACUGCAUUCAGAUGGUGGGAGUAUGUUGAAGUACAACCUAGAGAACUACUUACAGGCGAAACAGGAGCUUAGCAAAAUUAGUUACGGAGCAACGAGAACGAUUAGCAGGGCAAAUGAUGGCGCUCCAAGUUUUUUGGGAACUAGUGGUGGUUCACAUGGACUUCUGGAACAGGUUAGCCGAGAACGCGACUCAUCUACAUCAUCGCCGCCACAAUCAGUAGAGCUUAUGCUUGAAGUGCAAUCGUUGCGCAAGCAGAACCGCGACCUUGCGACAGCUAAGGACAAACUUCAGGGAGCGCUUGAAGAUACACGAAAGCAGCUAUCCUAUGCGACGGCCGGAAACGGUCUGCUUUGGAGCAGCGCUUUGCGGACUAUGCUCAGUCGUCCUCCGGGAAGUCUGCACGCUGAGGGCGAGCGCUUACGGAUGGAGAGACUGGAGGCGGUCAACCAGUUUCCUCAAUGUCAGCUCUGCGGCACCCCUGCUGCGGACAGUAAAUCCAGUGUUGCGAUUCUCCGCACAGUGCGCGCAUUGGAGCAGGAGCUAGCAGCGCAAGCGGGAAAAUCCGAUGAAUUGCGAGGCUAUCUUGCCGAGGAAAAAGCGAACGGGAUUGCGCGUUUGCAAGUGACUAGAGAGCGCGAAGCCAUGAUGCUGGAAGAGGUAGAAGCCUGCAUGCUCGCUGCUAGCAACACAUUGCCAAAGGACGAUAUAGAGGCUGAGCGGCAAGCUCAUCAGGAAGCACAUGAGGCGUUGCUCGCUAAAGUAGCCGCAUUAGAGCACACAAUAGCCACGCAAACGGAACGCGAAGUAGAGCAAAGUCGAGAAAUAGAGGAGAUGAAAAGCAAGCAUACUUCGGAGAUCCAGAACAGGGAUAAGCAGAUGGCGACAAGAGCAGAAGAGCACAAGAAGGAAGUCAAGGCCUUGAUCGAGAAAGGUGAAAUUUUGGACAAGCAACUCCAAGCGGCGAAAGGUUCGGCAUCAAAAGCAGACAAGAGGCGUGUGUCUGAACAAGAUGCGCUCGGCGGAGCACUGGGGCUGUAG